UUCCUUUCCUCAGACGCCCGUGAUCCCGUUGGGAAUAGAGCGGCUAGCGAGAGACCGCAUCGUUGCUGUAUGUAACACACUUUAUUUUUACGAGGUGUCUCAUGUUCACUGUGAGGAUCUUCUGAGUGAAGCCAGCAGAAGGAAAACCUCAUCUGGAUGUGAAGAAGGAGACUGAAUGGACAACAUCCUCGGUGAACCACUUCCUGUUUAACUUUCACUUACAGAACGACAGACCAACUUUCAGCAGUUUAUUAUUCUCUGUUCUUAGUAUUCACAGGUUCCAUUUAUCACCUUUAACUUCAUCUCUGCUGUUGUAGCAGAAAUACAAUAUAAAAAGUCCAUGUUAUUUAUAGCAGAUGUGCAGCAUUAAAACAGCUACACUUUCAGGUCAAGAGCUUCAUUGGUCCCUUUAUUGCACAUUUAAAAACUACAUUAUUUAACAAUUCUGAACGGUAAAGAUGUGUAAACACAUGAAAUAAAUGGAUGAAAUAAACAAUUUAUUGCUUAGAGUGAAGUGUAGAAACUACUGGUGGGAUGCGAUUAAAAAAGUAAUCUAUUUAAUUACAGGCUUUGUAAUUAAUUAAUCGCAAUAAUUGCAGUUUUGUCAAAUAGCAAUAUUUGACUAAGUGAAGUUUUUCAAUUCAAAUAAAAUUGUGGUUGACAGUUGAAUCAAUGAACAGACAUAUAUGUGUUUAUAAUUUAAAAUUUAUUUUAAAAAAGGAAAAUGGGACAUAUAGAAAAAGUGAUUUUGAUGACUUAAAGCCUGAAUUUAGUUGUUUUUUCCACUGUAUGGCACAUAGAAUCAGCAUAAGUAGUUCAAGGAGCUUCAGAAAGUUGAAAAUACAGAGAUUCAUUCUGUUUUCAUCUUUCCUGGGUCUAAUAAAUGGUGGAAUUUUGAUGGUUCUUUUUAUAGGAAUAUCAAUUUUUAUUUAUGUAACUUUUUUAUAAACAGAAUGUUUAUAAUGAAGUUAUUAAAAGAGAUAUUGUUGUUGUUUAGGUUGUUCCUCCUCCAAGGAGGCAGAGCCUUGAUGGAGUAAAAACUUAAACCACAAAAAUGUUUCAUUUCUAUUUAUCUGCAUUUUUCAUCUGUCUGCUACAUUCACAGAUUACUGCAAAUCUAAGUGCAUUUACAGCGAUUUUAUUCAACAUUUUAAGACUUUCUGUAAACUCGAGCACUGUCUAGAAAAGUGGUCUAUUAUGGGAUGGCUACACCAUUAGCCGUUAGCAUGACUUGUAGCUAACGUUAGCUCUGGUGCUAACAGCAACAUGUUUUACAUUGAGGUGAUACCGUCAGCUUGAAGUGACGCAGUGAUCAGAAAACUCUUUGUUGUACAAUUUGCACACAACCAGGCUUUUAUCCAAGCUGCCAUCAGGAAGAUUUUUAAAAGAAAACUUUCUGCCCAACAAACUCAAUCUCGUCUUCCUUCACUGUUCACCAGAGCCUGACUUCACUCAGUGCUUCCUGUGCUUCUUCUUCAUGGCUAUAAACAGACUUUAGGUUCAUUACCGCCACCUACUGGAGUGUUCAUCAGAGUUACUGGUGUGCCAGAAAUGAGGGAACUGAGGAGGGUGCAAUUAAUUAUUAUUUUUAACGCGUUUUUCCCCCCGAUGUAAUUAAUUAAUUAAUCGAAAUUAACGCGUUAAAGUCCCAGCCCUAGUAAAAACUGAACAGUCACAAGACAAGUUAUAUUAUGAAGAGAGGCGCUGAAUCUGCAGCAUUAUUGUUAUUACUGGAAGGAUGAGGAGGACUCAGUGCUGCUCUUCCUCACAGUGAUGAAGGAGAAAAGACUCUUCAGACAACCACAGCUGGAUGUUCAUGUUCUCUGGAGCUCUCAGUCCAUCAGACCAGAUGUUCCCAAUGAUCCAGACCAAGGCUGGAAGGAAAAGACACUAACAGUGAGGAAAAGAUCUCCAAGAUCCUUUCAUUCCAGCUGCUGGAACAUUAAAUAUGAGAGUGAACAUAUCAGGAUAUGAAUGGAACACAAUACAGUGUUGUGUUUUGUCCUAUUUUUUAAUCUUCUGGAAAUGUCUGUUUUCCUGGUUGAGGCUAAAGACCAUUUUACUGCCUUAGAUGGAUAAUAACGUUUAUUCUUUUUCUUCUAAUGUAUCAUUAGAAAUUAGCAUGAGCUCCACAGUUGUCUGACCAUACACUGUUGGAUGAACAGAAGCUGUUAAAAACAGUAUGAACCAAAGAACAGAGAUAUUAAGUCAGAAUUGAACUGUCCUUCAUUCACUGAACUAAGAGAUCAACAUUCAUCAGUAACAGAGUUCUGUGGAGGAAUAUUAAUGUAGAUUAAUUUCUGUCUUCUGAUCAUUAAUGAACUGCACCUCGAGACAGUAGUUAUCGAUCUGUUAUGACUGAUCCAUUAUGAUUGAUCAGCUGUGACCUGCAAGACACUUAGCUACAGCUAACAGUUAACUAGUUUAUGACACUGACAAACCUGAUUCAGCAUUAGUGUGAACACAAAGUUAGGAAACGUAACUUGAGAUUUACAGAACAACUCUAAAACACGAUGUUAGAACAUGUUUAUAUCAGAGGUUCCAGUCUUAUGUUAACUUACAGUAACUUCAGCUACAGUAACGUAGGUGAUUGUUUUAUAUGUGAUAUUCUCCAGUUGUGGAGUAGAGUACAGCUAGUUACAAAGCUUACUAAUGUUGUUAGCAGCAGCGUCGGUAAACAGCAGAAGCUGGGAAAUGAGGGCGGGACAGAGAGUCCUCGGCUCUCAGUCAGUCUGACCAAUCACUGCUCUCCGGCUCUGCCCUCUGAGAAUCUUUUUUUCAUCUCUGGCUCCAAAAAUCCAAGAUGUCAACCAGGAAGUAGCAAAAUUUGGGCUUCAUUUUCUCACUGCAGAAACCAGCAGGUGACGUCAUGGGUGCUACGUCCAUCUUUAUAUACAGUCUAUGCCAUCAUCAUACUUCUAGACCAGGUGAAAUGCUUUCAGACACUUCAGCUACAACCAACCCUGCAUUAAGUAAUCUGAUAACAUAUAUUUCCCAGGAGGUGAGAAAGACUAUAAGAGUCCAGUUAAAGGAGGAAUGUGGAGGAAGGGAUGUUAGGUGCACACAAGCUCAGAGUAGUGUAGACCACUUACCCAGUGACUCUAGCAAAGUUAGUUCUACAAGAUGUGAAAGAACCUCCAGUUUUCAGAGGCGAUGGGUCAGACAGGAAUGCAGUCUGUGAAUGGGAAGAGCUAAUGAGAAGAUAGCUCACAAAACAAGCCAUACCGGUGAAAGAACAGCAUGCUGAAAUGUGUAAGCUAAUGACCAAGGCUAAAGGCAUUGUGAGGAUAACUUCAAGGAGCAGCCCUUCACUGAAGCCCCUGGAGAAACCCGACAUCAUUUUAGAUAUCCUCAGGCAACAUUUUAGUGAUGUGACCUAUUCAUGCAUGUCCAUGGCUGAUUUUUACAGCACACAGUUCCUGUGGAGGGAGAAAAUCCUGUAGAGUACUUGGUUUGGCUGAACAAGGCAGUUGAUGCAGCAGAGGAGUGCCUGAAAAGGGUAGGAAAACAUGUAGAAGAUCCCUGUCAAGAAGCAGUUAUGAUGUUUGUUAAAUACUGCCCAGAUCCAAGUCUCACUGCUGUUCUCAAGUUCAAAGCACCAGAUAAAUGGACAGCCAGUGAAAUUCAAGAGCUCAUUGAUCGUUACCAAAUUGAAGCAAAAGAACAGGUGCUCUCCAUUUCAAAACGUCCAAAGCCAGUCACAGUUCAUGUGCAGACUCCUGCUCCCGAUGAUUCAAAAGCAGCAUGCCAUCCAGGUGAAAUCUCUGUGCAGCUGGAAAAUUGUGGAGCAGAUAAAUCUUCUUGUGAUGAUGGCUGGCCCGCAUAAGGUGAGGGGAUGUGUGGGCACCAAUAAAGAAAUCCUCAGUAAUUAUGACAUUGAGCAGCACUACAUGAAAGCAUGUGUAGCUGCACCAGUUGGUGCUAAAGUGAUAGCUCAAAACACACAAAGAAUAGGCCCUUAUGAUGAACUGUUUUACACCCCUGUUAGCAUUAACAAACUGCGAGUUCAGGGGAUGCUUGAUUCAGGCUCUAUGGCAUUGCACACCUAGUGAAAAAGCAGAGCAGAAGAUGGUAAGUGAUGGUGUACUCUUAAAGUCCAUUCCCUUAACUCAAGAAAUUGUGCUAGUAGGUUGUGGUGGAACGCUGAGCAAGCCCAAGUGCAUGUAUGAGGUGGAAAUGAAACUGUAUGGAGAAACCUGUGUUGUCCCCAUUCUUGUAGUGCCAGGCCAACGUGAUGAUUUAAUCAUAGGCACAAAUGUCAUCAGGUUCCUCAUGCACCAACUGAAAAUCACCAGUGACUACUGGCAUCUCGUUUCCAGUGGCAGUCUUCUUCAAGUGUGAGCAGUUUCUUGACCUCAUGGCUAAUUCAUCCCGGUGGCGAGGUGAUGAGCUUCCAGACAAGAUUGGCACAGUCAAACUUCAGCAGUCAGUCACGCUGCUAGCAAGGCAAGAGCACCUUGUGUGGGGUCACCAGAAAGUACAGUGAUCAUUGAGCCCACUUCAUCCAAGUCUAUGCCACGCAACAUUAUGGUUGGGCGAAUUAUCACACCAUUAUGGGGGGAUAGGUGAGUUCCCAUGAAAAUUACUAACCUGUCAGAUAAGACUGUUACCCUGAAGAGGAACUGUAAGCUGGCAGAUGUCUUUCCUUGUUUGGCUGUGGAGGAGUUUGAGGUCUUCCAGGGCACCAGCAAACCUGAAAAAGCUAAACAGGAGGAAAAGUGUAGCGAUACCCAGUGCACAGACUUCAGACAUUGGCUACAACAGGUUGGUCUAAGCGACGUUGACAUUAACUUGUGUCAGACUGGACAAGCAGGCAAAAUGAAAUUGGUUGAGCUGCUUAAAAGAUACAAUGACAUUUUUUCCAAGUAUACGCUGGACUGUGGCGAGGUAAAAGGCUUCAAGCAUCGCAUCCAUCUCACUGAUGAAAGACCAUUUCCCCUCCCUUACUGCUGAGUACCACCAUUAUCAGAGACUGCGGCAAGUUCUCUCUGAGAUGAAAGAACAGGAAAUAAUAAGGUAGUCAGUGAGUGAGUAUGCCUCCCCUCUUGUAUUAGUGAGGAAAAAGGAUGGCAGUUUGAGAAUCUGCACUGAUUUCAGGUGGUUGAACGCCAGGACCCUGAAGGACGCGCACUCGUUACCACACCAAUCAGACUGUCUAGCUGCUCUGGGUGGAAACACCUACUUCAGUACAAUGGACCUGACUUCAGGGUUUUAUAACAUCCCAAUGGCAGAGGAAGACAAGAAAUACACGGCAUUCACCACACCUAUGGGACUGUACGAAUAUAACCGAAUGCCACAAGGCCUGUGUAACAGCCCAGCCUCAUUCAUGAGAAUGAUGCUCAGCAUUUUUGGGGACUUAAACUUUAGCAAUCUUCUGUGUUAUCUUGAUAACCUGCUUGUGCUUGCUUCAACUGAACAGGAGGCUUUGGAGAGGCUCGAGGUCGUGUUCCAGAGGCUGCGUCUCCAUAACCUCAAAUUGAGUCCCAAGAGGUGUCGUCUAAUGUGCUCCUCUGUGAAUUUUCUGGGUCAUGUCAUAGAUGGCAGCGAAGUAGCUGUAGACCCAGCAAAGGUUGAGGUCAUAACAAAUAUGUCAAAGACUGACCUAAUGGAGGAUGAUGGCUGCACACCAUCUGUAAACAGGAUAAAAUCCUUCCUCGGAAUGGUAUCAUAUUAUCAGCGUUUCAUCCCCAGUUGCUCUUCUAUAGUCAAACCAUUGUUUGCUCUCACUGCAGAUCAAAAGAGGAGGGCAAGAACCAAAUCAAACACUAAUCCUGGUUCAUACAGAAAACUCAGCCCUUCUGAUUGGUCAGAUGAAUGUGAUGCAGCUCUGUCUAAACUCAAAGAUAGCCUUUUGAACUGUGUCAUUCUCACUCACUCAGACUUUUCUCAGCCUCUUAUCCUGUCCAUUGAUGCUUCUUUAGAUGGGCUUGGUGCUGUUUUGUCACAAAUACCAGCUGGACCAGAGAAAGCCCAUCCCAUUGCAUUUGCCAGUAAAACCCGGAGUAGUUCUCAGAAAAUGUAUCCAGCUCACAGGCACAAGUUUCUCGUAUUGAAGUCGAGUGGUUGUGAAAAAUUUAGUCACUGGUUGAGGGGACACCCUUUUACUGUAUGGACAGACAACAACCCGCUGACUUAUAUUUUGACCAAGUCUAAGCUAGAUGCAUGUGAGCAGCGCUGGGUGUCCAAACUUUUACCUUACACCUUUGAUUUAAAGCAUAUUCCUGGCACAAAGAACAUAGUUGCAGAUGCACUCAGUAGAGAUCUCUUUGCAACAACAGUCAGCCACAGGCUCAUCACAGAGCAGUACAGCCAUCUGCUUGCUGAGGCUGAAGGUGGUAGCCAUGAUGGAAUACAGGACACCUUCCGUUUAAAGGUCCAGUGUCAUCAGGUGAAGAAAACAGCUCAUGGUGGUGUGGAGCCUCAGACCAGCUCUCUUAAGUUUCAGUGUAAUGCUGUGGAAGUUAAGGCUCUUCUGGAUGUUCAUGAUCAGUGGGACGUGGUCGCUGAGACAAGGGCAGUGGAGAUAUUUCAGUCUGUUCAAGAUCUGUUGUUGCCGGGACAGGAUUUGCUUCCUGUAUUCACACUGGAGAUGCUCCAACGCAGUCAACAGCUUGAUCCAACUAUAUCAAGGCUCAUGCCAUUUGUGGACCGUAGGAGGCGCCCUUCCAGGCAUGAAAAGAAUGGAUUUGACUCUAAAGCAAUGGCACUCAUGAAGCAGUGAGAGAGGCUUAAGAUCCAUAAUGGAGUCCUCUACCGGGUCACCAAGGACCCCCUGAGCAAGCAAAAGAGACAUCAGUUUGUGCUGUCUGAUAAUAUCAAGGAAAAAGCACUGUUUGGCAUUCAUGAUGUUGCUGGACACCAGGGGCAUGCAAGAACUCUACACCUGGCAAGACGGCAGUUCUUUUGCCCGAAGAUGGAGUCUGACAUAAAAGAGCAUGUGAAGUGCUGUCAAAGGUGCAUUUUAGCCAAAACACCAGGCCCGUCUGAUCGAGCCCCUCUUGAGAGUAUUAGAGCUUCAGCCCCCAUAGAACUAGUGUGUUUGGACUUCUGGAGAGCAGAGGAUGGUAAACAACACUCAGUAGAUGUUCUAGUUCUGACAGAUCAUUUCACUAAGCUAGCCCAUGCUUAGUGAAAAAGUAGCUUUCUGCCCUGUUGGAGCCUAAUGUCAGGAAUCAGUCUUGAUAUUGUCGAUCUCUUUUAAUUUGCCAAUCGCAGCAUGCCUAGAAGGGAAAGACUCAAGAGAGACAUAGAAAGAGAGCUACAGCAAGCCGCCCAGGGAAGCAACUCUCUGCUCUCCUGAAUUAAAAAAAAAACAUCUAAGGAGGAUGAGGAGACAGAUCAUGAUCAUGAAGAACAAAGGUCAGAGUGUCAGGGCUCCCUCCUCUGUCCCAGCUUCAGCCCCCACCUGACCUCCCUCAUCCUCCCUCAUCCUCCCUCAUCCUCCCUCUCCCCCUCCUUCCUCCUAUUCCUCUCUCCACCUUCCUGCUCUGUCCAGCUGCUGCUCAUCACCAAUCACUCGUCAACCGAACUCCGGGCAGCUGUGGUGCAGCACACCUGAUGAUCAUCUCCACCAUAAAAGCUGGCUGCACACUCCACACCCUGCCAGAUAGUAAACUCUGCUCAUGCAGUCAGUCGUCUAGCCUUGAACCUUUACUGAGAUUUUUCCAUUGAAAAGCUUUACCUUGACUAACCCUGUUUCUCUUGCCUAGCUCCGCUGACCCAGCUGCCCGGUUCCACCUGCUCUGUCCUCCCGUCUCCUGCACUCUGGAUCCAGCCCUGACCAGACCUCCCCCCCGCUGCCUCCCUCACCUUGGACCUGCUGCCUGCUCCUGGAACCCCUGCUCAUCGUGGAGGGUCUCUGCCUGCCGUACUCCCCCCUCGGCUCUGGAAAACACCCCGUCUGUCGCCCCUCCUGGAACGAGGCCCUCCUGCCCGCUCUCCGCCGCCCCACCCCACGGAGAACGCCAACCGGGCCACCGGUUCCUGGUACAGUCACCCCCCCAACCUCCCUUUUAGUUCAGUUAUUCCAGUCACCAGGUUCCCCACCCCGUCCAGCACUCCCCUUUGUUUUGUUAAAUAAAAUCCACCUUUGUUCUUGC
Messenger RNA from Amphiprion ocellaris (clown anemonefish), 8099 nucleotides. RefSeq lists its product as uncharacterized. The record is from RefSeq and is a predicted model, not a curated record. The transcript has 3 exons. Bases 5192 to 6721 code for a protein of 509 amino acids. Lineage: Eukaryota; Metazoa; Chordata; Actinopteri; Pomacentridae.